Messenger RNA from Xiphias gladius (swordfish), 1650 nucleotides. It is a transcript of the gene arl6ip4, whose product is annotated as ADP-ribosylation factor-like 6 interacting protein 4. NCBI's taxonomy places the organism in Eukaryota, Metazoa, Chordata, Actinopteri, Istiophoriformes, Xiphiidae. The transcript has 5 exons. The coding region runs from base 158 to 874 and encodes 238 amino acids. The record is from RefSeq and is a predicted model, not a curated record.
AUUUCCCGAAGCCGACGGAAGGUAAUGGAAGACGAGCACACUUCCGUAAACGAAAAAAAAAGCCUGUCUUCUAUGGCUGCUGAAGCUCGGUCGCUACUCUUUAUGAUCUUCAACCAACUUUUCAGUGGGGAUUUCUCUUCGUGUGGUUUCUUUGGCGAUGGAUCGCAGCAGAUCACCUGACAGAGCUGGAAGAGAUAAGAAGAAGAAGAAACGGAGACGGUCCUCCUCCUCCUCAUCGUCUACGUCGCCUUCCUCAUCCAGCAGCAGGAGUCGGAGCAGGUCGUUCAAGAAAGGGGCACACAAGAGCCAAGAUGUGAAAACUCAAAGAAAGAAGCGCAGGAGAAGCUCCUCCUCUUCCUCGUCCUCCUCCUCUUCCUCCUCGUCAUCUUCGUCCUCGUCCAGCGAUGAAAAGACAAAGAGGAAGAAAAGUAAAGCCAAGAAAAAGAAGCCGAAGAAGAAAAAGGCGAAGCUGAAGAAACAGAAGAAAAAGGAGAAAAAGAAGAAAGAGAAGUUGAAGAAGAAGGAGAAGAAGAAAGCGGGGGGACAGCCGUCCACUGGUCCAGCAGAGAAACCUCCGUCUUACCUGGAAGUGUGGCAGAGUGAUGAGGCGGCGGUGGAGCUGGGACCUGUCAUGACAGAUGAGCAGAAGGCUCGGCUCUCCACCAAGAGGCCUCUCACCAAAGAGGAGUACGAGGCCAGGCAGAGUGUGAUCCGCAGGGUGGUGGACCCCGAAACAGGACGGACAAGAUUGGUGAGAGGAGAGGGAGAGAUCAUAGAGGAGAUUGUCAGCCGAGAAAAACAAAAAGACAUCAACAAGAAAGCCACCAAGGGAGACGGGAAUGCCUUCCAGAGAAAACUGGGAAUCAACAGGUAGAAGAUACAAUAUUCCCCUUCCAAAACCUGAGUAGCUUCACUAAAAUGAAACUACCUUCCUCAAGAAGAGGCUGCCUAGGCACCUGAUACUGAUUAUUCAAUGAGGCACCAACACAUUUUCAGAAUAGUUAACACAUCGUAUAUGUAGUUUGCAUUUUAUAUCAAAGACUUGCCUGUGGUUGAACUGUACGGUAGUGCAUGAACACAAUAAAAGGGAAAUAUACUCUUGAUGCAAACUAAUGAGUUAAAUCCAGGUAAAAGUCAUCAUCUCCUAUGGAUUUGCCUUUUUAAAUUUAUGCUAAUCACAAAGGAGAUACAAAGAGACGCAGACGAGUUACGGUGAAUUUAAAUGUGUUGAGUCCACUGAAAUGUAUAAAAGGAGCAGGAACUCAAGAUGAUGUCGUCCCAAAUAGUCUGCACAUCCGAUAUCACGUAUUUAUUUUGUCCAUGUUUUAAAGAAUUUCAGUGUUUAAAUGUCUUAAUGUUGAACACAGUAAGAAGCUGAUUUAAGUGUUCAGUAUUCUGCGUGACACUGCAAACUUUUUCUUUUUUUUUUUUUUUGUAUUUUGGCAACAUAUUCUACACCCACUCGAAGAUGUCUUCUCACAUUUAAACCUCACAAUUUAGUUCUCUGAAUAAAGCGGUGGUUUUUGCAAACUGAUUGUAUGAACUGCACUCAAUUCUGAGCCGUGUUUUCUGAGGAGUCUAUCCCUGUAAUUGGAAGCAUAUUCUUCUUCAUGAUGUUACCAUUCUGAGUGUGAAAAAAGGCCAAAAUGA